Molecule: messenger RNA, 2641 nt
Organism: Saccostrea echinata
Lineage: Eukaryota; Metazoa; Mollusca; Bivalvia; Ostreida; Ostreidae
Product: forkhead box protein J1-A-like
Exons: 3
Coding region: 399-1682 (427 amino acids)
Biological process (GO): regulation of DNA-templated transcription
Molecular function (GO): sequence-specific DNA binding; DNA-binding transcription factor activity
Source: RefSeq, a predicted model, not a curated record
UCAGACCAAUCGUUAUAAGCCAAAAUAUUUAUGUCUGUGUAUGCUGUUGCCUAGUCGUUCGGCCAGCCUAAUAUAUUCAUCUGAAAAUGCACAUGUUUAUACUUUCAUUUCAUAAAAAUCUUUCAAACCUUUGAUAUCUCUCAAAAUAUGCAUUAAUCGGGCGAACUAGAAGUUUUUUAAUGUUCACUUUUAUUAAAAGUGUGCAUUAAGACUGACAAGCUUGGGCAUAUCUCACUAGUUGCCGGUUCGCGGGAAACAGAUAAUUAUCCUGUUGGACGGUUAACAGUUGUUGGGAGAUCAAGGUUCAAUUUAUCUUAGUUGGUAAAACUUAAACCGCCAAAACGAAGUACCCACAGGCUUACGCGGUGAACCGUCACCAGGGUCAGGGGGCUAAAAAGAUGCCAAUUCUCACUCGUGAUCACCUUGCAGCCAGAUUUCGUCAGAACUGGAUGAACAAGUACCCUCUAGAUACCUGCAGCAAUGGAGGUAUCAACCUGGAUGACAGUCUCACUAGUCUUAACUGGCUGCAGAAUCUCAACAUCAUGAAGAUAACCUCCCCUACCCCUCCCCCCAGCCCAGGACCAUGCAACAACUACUUCAACAUGGAUAAUAACAACAAGAAUAUGAAAGUGAAUCCCAACCAUGUUCUCAAUGUUUCUUGUGCUCCACCUCAGUGUAAAAUUGAACCAAAGUUUCACCUUGGGGAUCCAGCCCCUCCUUCAAGUCUAGGUGGAGAUUCUAUUGACUAUAAAACAAAUCCCUAUGUGAAACCUCCAUACAGUUAUGCUACCCUCAUCUGUAUGGCUAUGAAGGAAACCAAGAAGAGCAAAAUAACCUUGUCAGCAAUUUAUAACUGGAUUACUGACAACUUUAUGUACUACAGACUGGCUGACCCAAGCUGGCAGAAUUCCAUUCGUCACAACCUGUCACUCAACAAGUGUUUCCAGAAAGUUCCUCGUCGUAAGGAUGAACCUGGAAAAGGAGGAUUCUGGAGGAUAAACCCCGAGUACAAUGACAUGAUUGAAAAUGGAAUAUUUAAAAAGAGGAGAAACAGUCGGGAUACACCUUGCCUUCCUCCUACAAAAAAGAUUAAACGCGAGGAGGAGGAAGAAUAUUCCAGUUGUUCAAAAGGAAAGAGUAAAGAGGGACUUGUUCACAUUGGAAACCAUGAAGAUCAAGACCAUCUGAAAGGUGAUUUUAACUGGACCUCCAUUUUAAAUCAAGAUAUAGAAAUUGGAGGCAUUAGAGUGAAAACAGAAGAUUUAUUAGAUUCCAAUGACAGCUGUGAUUCAUCUCCUAUGGUAGCCAUGAGUCCACCAUCUUCAGAGUGCAAUUCAGACGAUUUCACAAUAGAGGAUCUGUUCUCUCAAACAGAGCUCUCCAACGAUCAGACCCCCCUUGACUUUGUUACAAAUGAUCCUUUAGAUUUAACCAUAAAUGGACAGCAUAUAGGUGUUCCCCAGUGGUGGGAACAGAGUUUAAACCUCUCUGGAAGUUUUAAGACUGAGCCUGAAAGUGAGGAGAAAAGUGGACUACAUACCCCCAUUGCCCCCUCCCCUGCCCCCGAGGAUCAUACAGACAAUGAACAUCCCUGGGCCAUGAAUGGCUUCGAUGAUAUUGGGGAUGCCUUUGAUGUAGAUAACUUGUUUGACCUUGAAAAUAUUCCUAGUCCAAAAAUUUAAAACAGAAGUUCCACUUCCUGACACCCCCAAUGUGUAUUAUUGUAAAUUAUUCUAUUUUUACUUUAACCUUUGGGUAUUUUUUUAAAAUCAUGUUUUAACUGGUCAGUGUAUAGGAUUUGCCUUUUCAUUUUUCUAAUCAUCUAUUUAUUGAGAAAAUUAGAAUAAAGUCCAUAACUUCAUUGUAAAGUGAAUGGAGUUUAUUCAUCAAUUUUCUCUGGUCAUUUUUUUAAUCAUGACAUAGAAACAGUAGUUUAACCUAACUGUUUGAAGUGUGAGUGGCAAGUCUUGAUGGAGAGAAUAUUUUUGCUAAUCAUUUUCCCCUAGAUGUGGUGUACAUACACAUUUUUGUAUUUUCCAUGAAAUUUGCAACUACUAACUAAACCAGAGUUGCCAUCAGUAUUAAGCAGUACUAAGUUAGAUUUAUCUCAAUGUCAGGCCAUAGGACAAUUUUUUCCUUUCGCUUUUCUGUAAAAAGUUGUCUUUAUUGGUGACCAAGAUUGCAGAAAAACUGCUUCUUCAAUUGGAGAAAGAGAGUAUACAUCUUUGAUAACAAGAAGAUACCAAGUAUUACUUAUUGAAUCCGUCCAUUUUUACCUGAAUAAUCAGACACGGGUGCAUUUGUUAGACUUCUUUGUUAUUGACUUAUUGUAAAAAUUUAUUUAUUUAUUGUUAGUGUAUGUUUCCAGUCCACUUUUUGAUAAGUGUGUAUUGUCUGUGAUAUUUUCAGUGUUGGAUAGUUGCAGCAUUUUUAUUUCUUCCUUCUAAAAGCUCUACUUACUUUCUCAGUAAUCUUAGGAUAUUCUGUGAAAGUGGGCAGAGAAUAGUGGACAUUUGACACCCUUCAGUAUUACUGGCUCACUGUGUGCCCAGAAUGUCAGAAAAUUUCAUUCAAUAUAUGUAUUUUUUGAAAAAUUUAAAGAAAAAGAAAUAAAGGAAAAAAUAUUUACAAAGAUGAACAA